Fusarium sp. VM40 is the source of this 1098-nucleotide messenger RNA. The record is from the annotation of a GenBank genome assembly. NCBI's taxonomy places the organism in Eukaryota, Fungi, Ascomycota, Sordariomycetes, Hypocreales, Nectriaceae.
AUGACAACACCCAAGGAAUGGAAGCGGCUUUCCUUUCAAGAGGCUUUGGAAUUGGUCAGACUCCCGGAUGAGACUUCAGCACAACAGCCCAUUCAAAAGUUUAUCAGUCGUCAACCGGCUUGGACUCCUGGCCAGGAGCUCCCAUGGAAUGCGGUUGGCAUCACUCCGCCGAAGAUCACAAGAGGAGCUUACGGCGCAGUUGUAUAUGCGCAAGCAGCUCUCGCUGCUACCCGUGUAGUUGAACAGGAGGAUGACAUUAAGCGCAAGGAGAACAAACGGGGCAUUCAUUCUAUUCAUGCAGUCUUCACCAACCCUGGACUUUCAGAUCGCCCCUUUUUCCUGGAUGUAUCCGAGGUUCACUCAAGUCGCUCAUUCUCUACACGUCUUGUUCACGCUCGUCAGUCAACACAGCCAUCGAGUAACCCUUUGGGUCCUUUCCCUGAGUCGGAUGCUCAAGCACCUCUUGGCAGUCCUUGUUUGACAAGUAUUAUCACCUUCAAACGACCAGUUCCCAGUUCCGAUGAGGUUCAAGAUGUCCCACCCCAGGAGCGAUUCAAAGAGAUCCUCUCUUUGCGGAAGCCGGAUCAAUGGGAUCCUUGCCCACAGGCUGACGUCGACGCCUUGAAAGCAAAAUUCCCAAAUGAAGGUCAUGGGGCGUUCCCCAUCCUAGACAUGUACAAAGUUGACAUGUCAGCCUUCAACACAAACAAGCCGAUACCUGAUCGGAGAGAACUGAUAUACUACCGCUUGCUCAACCCUCUUCCGAAAGAAGAUGCCAAUUCACAUGUCUUGUGCCAUGCAUUCGAAGCAGACCGCAACAGCUUGUUUAUGCUCGGCAAUCACCUAGGCUAUGGUCAUGACUUGGGAAUCGCAGCCAGUCUGAGUUACUCGUUCUACGUGCACGUCAAUGCAGAAGAGGCUGUCAUGGAAGGUAGUGAAUGGUGGAUGCAAGAAGUCUCCUGGCCGCGCUUCAGCGCAGGUAGGGGCGCAAUGGAAAGUCUGAUAUGGAGUCCGCAGGGAAAGCAUGUAGCGACUGGAUAUCAGGAUGGAAUUGUGCUGCCCAUGACAGCAAAACCUGACAGAGAGACGAAGUUAUAG